AUGACAGGUUUUCAGGCCUUUGAGCUUACGGCAGCUGAUUAUUGUUUUCCCAUGUUUUACGCAGGAUGUACGAUAUCGUUCCGCCUCAAAUCUCCUGAUCUAGGGGUAUCAAUUCUCGCUGAAGCAGUCAAACAAGUAACGGAUCGUCUCCCCUUCCUAACGGGUGUAGUUGGGCCAUCGAAGAAAAGGCCCGAAAUUAUGGAGGUCCGAUCUGAAACUACCAACGGCCUGGAGAAAUUAUACCCUCCUUUGUGCGCCGUCCAGCGAUUUCCACACCUUCGGCUUCCUAGAUCAGACCUUUCAUCCAAAGAAGAAAACGGGAGCUAUGAUCGCGACACUAGUCACAUCAUGGUGCCGCUCCAAAUCGCAGCGCUUUCAGCGGACCACCCCGUUAUUCGCUUUCAAAUAAAUGUUCUUGCGGAUGGGAUUAUUCUUUCACUGUUUGCCAACCAUAUGGUGAUAGAUGGUACCGGUAUUGGAACGCUCAUUGAGCUGUUGGCCGCCAAUUCAGGAUCUUGCCAAGAAAAUAGCCAGUUGCAGUCUCUUUCAAUGAAUUCCAACUCUGACGCAAGAGAAGUCCUUUCUACGAUCAGCCAGGAAAAGGCCAAUCACCAAGCCCUAAAUCCUUCAACAACACAUACCAUUAGAUCCAAUGACAUACACAACUCCUCGCUUGUCGACUACAAUUUCCACAUAUCGAUUGACAAAAUCAAGCUCUUGCAUCAACAGGCGCUGCAGACAUCAAUGGGGGUCUCGCAGGACGACGUUGUAACAGCGGCAUUAUGGGUGUGCCUUAGCGAAAUUCGCUCUCGGCCAGGAGAAAAUGGGAUGCAUAGGUGCAGCCUGCAGCGACUAAUCAACGCCCGGCACCGCUUGCGUCCCACCUUGCCCGCUCACUAUGUUGGAAACUGUUUUGUUUUAUUCAACGAGUCGGCGGGUACCAAAGAGUUGCAGACAAAGAAUAUGGAAGAGUCACGCAAAAUUAUUGCAGCAGCCUGCAGGUUAAGGAAAGGUCUGAAUCAAGUGGACGACAGGUAUGUCAGGAAAUAUUUCGCUCAGUUCAGUCAGCCAAACGACUGGGCGAGCACCACAAUUCACCAAUCGGAUGUCACUGUCUCCAGUCUCCGCCGGCUGCGGGUCUAUCAGAACUUUGGUCCGGCCCUGGGAGAUGUGAUUAACUGGGAACUGCUGCCGUACGCCUGCCCAGAAGGCGUGUGCACUAUUAGGCCAGCUCGGGGGGCCAACGACCCUUGGGAGGUGAAUGUGUCGCUCAAUCGCACGGAAAUGGAUAUGCUGCGGAAGAACUCGGUCUUCAGCUGGCUAGUGGAGUACGAAUCGCCAUUCAAGAUCUUCGAGUCGAACGUGUAG
Ophidiomyces ophidiicola is the source of this 1368-nucleotide messenger RNA. RefSeq lists its product as uncharacterized. The transcript has a single exon. The record is from RefSeq and is a predicted model, not a curated record. Bases 1 to 1368 code for a protein of 455 amino acids. NCBI's taxonomy places the organism in Eukaryota, Fungi, Ascomycota, Eurotiomycetes, Onygenales, Onygenaceae.